This is a messenger RNA of Stereum hirsutum FP-91666 SS1, 1011 nucleotides long. RefSeq lists its product as uncharacterized. The transcript is spliced from 3 exons. Bases 1 to 1011 code for a protein of 336 amino acids. The record is from RefSeq and is a predicted model, not a curated record. NCBI's taxonomy places the organism in Eukaryota, Fungi, Basidiomycota, Agaricomycetes, Russulales, Stereaceae.
AUGUCAAAUCUUGGGCUCAAACAUUACACUGUCUUUCUAGGAGCGCCGCCUGCAUCCUCUGCUUCCUCGAAACUGAAAUAUAACUGGCGUGUCGUGUCGCCUGAGGCGACUGACGAUCUUUCCCCGGUGGGCUCGCCGAGUCGUUCGCAGCAACACGUCUUCUAUCCUCCUGCGACUCUAGCAGAGGCUAGCCGGCGAAUCUCUGUUCUGUACGAGAACAUCAUCUUCAAGGAUACUUCUGUAGGCGAUCUUGACUCUGUAGGAGAUGACCGAGACGAUGAAUAUCAUAGUUCAAUCACCCGUCCAAGAGAUGACCAGACGACCAUGAUCACCUGGGCUCCGACACCGAGCGGGACCGGGAUGCGCACUGAACCGUCCAUGUACUUUCGUGCAGAGCCAUCGCGCGUACAGACCACAACGGUCGGCGAAACGCAAGAAACACAGUCCUACGAAUACUCAGACGCUUCCUCCAUCGCCCGCUUCCCCGAUUUUCAGUUUAAUCUCCAUAUCCUCGCACCGCUCUCCGAAUUCUCAUCGUCUAAGCAGCGUGGUAAAGGGUCAAAGAAGAUAUCUACGCUCCUUGCGACUCUAGAGGUCGAGGGUCCGGAUAGGCUGACUCUUCGGAAAGGAGUCGAUUCAGGGAAAGAAAUCUACGUGUUCAAGAUGGUGCUGGGCGAUGAGAACGGGUCUGUGUGUAAGUUGACGGCUUGGAGAGAGGUAGCGGAGAUAUGGGGAGGUGUUGGUCAGGAGACGGGGAUAAAGCGCGGAGACAUCGUCUACCUCGAAAACGUGCUAGUCGCAUGGGAGGAUGAGACCCCCCUUGUCCUCACGGCAUCGCCCUACCUUAAGUCUAGGGCUGAAAUAUGCUAUCGAACAAUGCCGAGGGCUUCUUUCCCAGAUGAUGCGCGCUUGAGACCUGAUUUACGACUUGGUUAUAGCGACGCCACCGUACGGAGAGUUGCCUCGGUCGUUCACUGGUUCGAAGUCCUCGCCGGAUUAGUGGCAGGAUAG